GUCAACACGACACUACCACCCUCUCUACUUACACAAUUCAAGCAGACACCAACAAACAAUCACUCUCGCACGCCCUCAAACUAAGCAUCAACACAUCAUCCCUCACAUCCGCGCAACCUCAAGCCUUGAACACAGCCAACAGAAAGGGCACGACCCAACCAAACCACCAACCAUGGCACCCAAAACCAUCGAACAAGCCGAAAUCGAGAAAUACUGGGAAAUCUUCGCCUCCCUCAGCAAUGGCGGUACCCAUCUCACCGGCUCCCAAGCAGCGCCCGUGCUGAAGAACAGUCAAUUGAGAGAUGAUCAGUUAGAGCGGAUCUGGGACCUGGCGGAUGUGGAUAAUGACGGGAAUUUGGAUUUCGAGGAGUUUUGCGUGGCGAUGAGACUUAUUUUUGAUUUGGUUAAUGGGGUAUGUUUAAUGCUUGAGUCCGGAAAUGUGGAAUGGAGGACGAAGGGAGGAGAAGGGAGUUUGGGAAUGGAGGGAAUGCGAUUGAGUAAGGCUGACGAAUUUUGUUUUCUUGUGAUAGGAAUAUGCGGAUGUACCUGCUGUACUACCGGAUUGGCUGGUCCCGGAAUCGAAGGCGCAUUUGGUGCAGGCGAAUAAGGCGUUGAUGGGAAGACAGGUUCAAUUUGAACAUGUGGAUGAUGAUGAUGAUUCUCCGGGUCUCAAGGAUGGUUUCGAUUGGUAUAUGAGUCCGCAGGAUAAGUCGAAAUAUGAUGAGAUAUAUUCUGCGAAUCGGGAUGGAAGGGGAGAUAUUACUUGUGAGUUUUCUUGCUUCUGGCGGGGUUGAUUGAACUUGGGCUAAUAUGGUAUACAGUUGAAUCUCUAGAUACCCUAUACUCCUCCCUCGACGUACCGGACACCGACGUUCGCAGCGCGUGGAAUCUCAUAAACCCAAAACAAUCACAAGCAAUAUCUAAAGACGCCUGUCUAGCGUUCCUCCAUAUACUCAACAACAGACACGAAGGCUUCCGAAUUCCUCGAACAGUCCCUCCUUCUCUGCGAUCAAGUUUCGAGCGCAAUCAAAUCGAUUACCAAAUCGAUAACCAACGCACAGCUUCCCCAGCGCAAAAAUGGGGUACACAUGGAGGUGAAGAAACAAGCUCGGGCAAGAAAGCGAAAUUUGGAGAGACAUACCUAAGUCGCAUCGGGGUGGGUGGAAAGAGUAGUUACAGACCGGCAGGCACGGAUUUCUCCAGCACUAAAACUACGGAGGAUUGGGAGGAAGUUCGAUUAAAGAAACAACUUGCGGAACUGGAAGCUAAGAUUGAAAAAGUGGAGUCGGCGUCGGAAAAGAGACAUGGUGGAAGGAGAGAUACGAGACCGGCGCUGGUAAAGAGAGAAUUGGAGCAGUUGUUGGAUUAUAAAAGGAGAGAAUUGAGGGAUUUGGAGAGUGGGGAGGGGAGGACUAAGGUGGGUGCGGGAUUGAAGGGAGUCAGUGAUGAGAUUGAGACUGUGAGGGAGCAGGUUGAGGGAUUGGAGGCGCAUCUGAGGACGAGACAGCAGGUUUUGGACGACUUGCAGAGGGAGAUUGAGAAUGAGAAGACUGCGAGAUAAUGAAAAUAGCCGAGGGUAUCCAUGAUGGAAUUGGGAAUGGGAAUGGAGUAGUGUAUGGUAUAGUACAUAGAAGGUUGAUGCAUUACACAAGGCCAAUUGUACAACUGGC
Hymenoscyphus albidus is the source of this 1670-nucleotide messenger RNA. Lineage: Eukaryota; Fungi; Ascomycota; Leotiomycetes; Helotiales; Helotiaceae. The record is from the annotation of a GenBank genome assembly.